Messenger RNA from Seminavis robusta, 1112 nucleotides. NCBI's taxonomy places the organism in Eukaryota, Bacillariophyta, Bacillariophyceae, Naviculales, Naviculaceae. The record is from the annotation of a GenBank genome assembly.
AUGAAGAACACAACAACUCGUCCAACAUGGCUUCUUCAUUUGGCUUUGAUUGUUGGUCAAAUUUUCUUUGGCAUGGGCUCUGUCAUUGCAGGUCUGGGCCUUCCAGCUUGCAAUCCCUUUGCAUUUGCUCUCUAUCGAGAAAUUGCGGCUGGGACCAUUUUGUUGUCACUCAGUGUGUUCUACCUCGACAGCAACAGCAAUAAGAGCUGGAUAAUACUUUCGAUCCAGAAACCACACUGGAAUCGCUUCCUACUCCUGGGGUUGGCCAUUUUUGGGAAUCAAGCAGGGAUGAUUGCCGGGAUCAAGUUGGCUGGUCCCGUGGCAGCCGCUGUGUGGCAGCCUUCUCAACCCAUCAUGACGGCAGCCAUUGGCAUGGUGCUGGGGUGGGAGCCAUGGCGACGCACGAGAAUUGCUGGAAUUGUAAUUUCCUUUUUGGGCUGUGCCAGCAUGGUCCUCUUAUCGACGACGACGACGACGACAGCAACCACAACAAUCACCAAUAGCAUGACAUCCAUUCUGACGGGACAUGCUUUGUUCUUUAUGAAUUGCCUCUCCACAUCCAUCUACGUAUUGCUCAGCAAAGCUCCCCUUCGAAUAUACUCGCCCCUGCUAGUGACGGCUUGGAGCUACGUUAUUGCUUCCAUGUUUAUGGCCAUUACAACCUACAUCUUGACUUGGUCCAGUGACAUCAUGUUCUUUCUAUGUCCUGAUUGUCAAGGGCCUUGGAACAUUCCGUCGGGAGCAUGGUUUGCUCUCUUCUACUUUAUUUUGUUUGGGUCGGUCGGGGCCUACGCAUUGCUGACAUGGGCCAACAGUCAAGCAGCCACGGGGACGCUAGUCAUCAGCUACACGGUCUUGCAGCCAGUCACUGCGGCCAUUUUGACCAUGACCAUGUUGUCGUUCCGGUGGUACCCCAACUGUCAAACCACGGAACAGCACGUCGCUUAUUGUCUCACACCACCAGGGCUGCAGUCUAUUCUGGGGAUGGCGGGGAUUUUCACCGGGCUGGCCUUGGUGAUACGAACCGAGCCACCCCCUUCUCUUGCCAAAGCGGACGAGUUGGAAAUGAUGGUGGUGGGUAUGGAAUGAUUCAAUAAUACCAAGGAAACCAU